Molecule: messenger RNA, 984 nt
Organism: Coffea eugenioides
Lineage: Eukaryota; Viridiplantae; Streptophyta; Magnoliopsida; Gentianales; Rubiaceae
Product: transcription factor MYB41-like
Exons: 2
Coding region: 1-984 (327 amino acids)
Source: RefSeq, a predicted model, not a curated record
AUGGCGAGGUCCCCAGAAAAUGGUGUAAAGAAGGGGCCAUGGUCGAUUGAGGAAGACAAAAAAUUGAUUGAAUAUAUUGAAAAGCAUGGCCAGGGAAACUGGCAGACUCUUCCCAAGCAAGCAGGCUUAAAUAGGUGCGGCAAGAGUUGCAGGCUAAGAUGGACCAAUUACCUGAGGCCUGGUAUCAAGAGAGGAGGCUUCUCAGCUGAAGAGGAAGCGACCAUCACAGCCCUCCAUAAACAACUGGGAAACAAGUGGUCAAGAAUUGCAGCUCACCUUCCUAGACGAACUGACAAUGAAAUCAAGAAUUUUUGGAACACGCAUUUGAAGAAGAAGCUGCUAAGGAAGGGCAUUGACCCGACAACUCACAAGCCAAUUCCUGAUUUUAAUCUCCUUAAUCUUUCUCAGACUCAGCUCUCAUCAGUUUCGAAUCUGUACAAUGUCAUCAGUCCUUUGGAUACUGCUCUUAACUUUCAAGCAAGUGCUAAUGACUUGAUCAAGUUCCAACUCCUCCAAAACAUGAUGCAAGCUAUAAAUCCAAAUCCUCUUCCAUAUGUUCAGGGAAACACCAACUUGGCAGAUCUUAUCCAACUUAACUGGAUUUUCAAUGGGGCAAACACCGACUUCACUGUUGAUCCCUUACAAGCACAGUCCAUGACUGCAAAUUUCUGCAAUAUUUCUCCACUACUGAAUCAACAACAGACUUCCACUUCACAUUCUUUGCAAUGCUCAGAUGGUGAAAUGAUUCCAGGUCCCAUUCGUGAUGACAACGUUAAAGUCCCCAGCAACGUGUAUAAGUCAGAAUAUUCUCUUCCAUCAUUAUUUUCAGUAACCCCUGAAAGCUCCGUUGUGAACCCACUUGAAAGCUUCAUGCACACUUCCAUACCCGCAGAAGCACCUGAACAGUCCAAUGUCUUCGAUGCUUUGGAAAGUCUCGUGGAUGAUGAAGCCAGCAGUUCGUUCUGGAAAGACAUUUUGGGAUGA